Physcomitrium patens is the source of this 3991-nucleotide messenger RNA. Lineage: Eukaryota; Viridiplantae; Streptophyta; Bryopsida; Funariales; Funariaceae. The record is from RefSeq and is a predicted model, not a curated record.
CUCGCUUACAGAAUCAUGGCAGCCACAGAUUUGCGUUUCAAUCGAGUUUAGAGCCUGCUUGGAGAUUAAUUGUCAGGGCCCCACAAGGAUUGAUGGCCUCGCACGGACAUCUGCGUUCUCUGAAUAUGCCUGAAUUGUCUGAGUUGCACAUGAUUUGAGAAUUCAAUACCACCGCAGGGACAUGAUCACCAACUUCAUGACCAAAUCCUCACUUUCGCCAACUCACUGAGAGGCUCAUCAAAUCUCUGCUCCUUGGCUGAUCUAGGCCGAAUUUCGCGGCGUCCUAGCUUUUAAGCUUUUAACGAGGGUCUAGUGGUUUCCGAAAUAGCAAGCUCUGCAAGUUCUUUGAGAGUUGUCACGUUCCCUCUCUCGAAAGGAUGCACAAGCUGUGGCCGGACUAAGUAAACUGGCAACGGUCGGCUGAUGCUGCGAGAGGUUGCGACGGUUGUGACAUUUGGGGGUGUGUUUUUCUGCUGUGCAUGUAAGGGGAUCUGUUGAUUGUGUGUAUGUGUGUGUGUGUGUCUGUGUGAGAGAGAAAGAGGUGAAGCAGGAGGUGGGCUGGUUUAACGACGGCGCAGUACAUGGGGUCCCAGUAGCAGCUCGAGGCUGUUGACAGGUGCAUUAAAUUGCGGGAUUCCUUCUUUAGGGUGACGUUCUCAAUGGUAGCGACGGCAGCGACGUCGGCCAGCUGAUGGUGCGUGUCUUCCGUGGUUGAUCCAUCAUUCUCUGUGCGUGAUUACUAUGCCUUCGCUGCGUACUAGUCCAGGUCCUGCAAUAGUACGUUUUUCGACCUGUUCGAUCCGGGAGUAUCACUGAAUUGGCUCUGAGACCUGAUACAUAGAAGUUUUAGAUUCAACCGACAGUCUGCAAAGGAUUCUUAUCGCUUAGUGGGCUUCUUCAUGCCCUCUUUCGGAUACAUGUUGUCUUCUUAGUUACUCAAGUGUCGCCCCGCGUGGAGAGGUUUAAUGCCUUUGCAUCGAACGGGUUGAUUAGCCAGUUGCACCUUUCUCCGAGAGAGUGAGUGUCAGAUUCUUGGUUAAUCUGCUUCAGAGUUUGUGCCUCACUGAUAUUUCAAGUAGGUGUCCCUUCUUCAGUGUAGUCUUUGAAUUCAUCAUAUCUUCAAGGGAAUGAGAAUCUAAUAGAAGAAGCUCAGUUCACUGCAAGCUAUUUAGGAGAAAUACUCUGGUACUACCCCGCGUUUAUAGAAAAUGAAUUGGCUUGUUACGUCAGAGAGCAAUCAGCUGCCGCUUAGAAUGGUUAGGCGACGUUGUAAUCGAGGAUUUUUCUUGUGGUAUUGACCAAGUGAUGGGCUUAUAAAACUGCUAUCGCAGACAAGAGGUCGUGAAAAGUUGAUCAAUUUACAGGUUGCGCAAGGGUUGCUAAAGUCUUGUCCUUGUUAAGGCGCUUAAAGUCGUAAAUAACUGGAGAGUUGGAAAUUAAACCCUUAGGUAUAUAGGGAAGACAUGUACAUAUCUGUUCUAGUACUGGAGGCAUUAAACUUGUUGACAGUGCAAACGUCCUCAUCGAUUCCCCCUUGUCAACCGACGUAUAUUCGUUACCUUCAUUGAAUGAAUGAAUAUAUAUAUAUAUAUAUAUAUAUAUAUGAGAACGAAUGAAUGAGGAAACAGCCAAAUUCCUUUCAAUACGGACACAACCCCUGCAUCAUUCCCAAUACUGAAGUAAGAUUUUGGUCCUGCCCAAAGCAAAGGAGUGAUUACCUUCUCAUGGGUGUUAUUGCUUCUUCAAAAGUUUUCGCGAUUGGUGAGAGCAAGAGAGGGAGCGGGACAGAGCGAGAGUGAACACUCUUAUGGCGAGUCAUGCACCUCCUUAGUCUUAGUGUUCAGGAGGAUGUCAAGCGUAACUAUUCUACACGUUAUUCUCAGUUUCCUGUUUUAAUUUUUCACGCAACGGGGUGAUUGGUACCUUCGAAGUUCAGGAACGCCCUCUUGAAUAAAAUUCUGAAACUCGCACAAGCUACUGUCUGUCUGCAAGUAUGGACAGCAACGAGGGGGGUGCACCGACUGGGUCGCAGGACGCAAUGCCUGUGUUAUCCUCCCCAAUUAUGCAGCGGUUUAGUUUUGAGAAUGGGCAUCACGCGCAAAGGAUGGCCGCUGUUUGUCCUUCUGUAUCGAGCAAGGGAUUCAUGACUAAUUUUGCAACGCCAGUCUACAUAGCACUCCUUGCAGUAAUGCUGGUGCUGCCAUCUCCAGCUGCGGAUUGGAUUAGCAAGGUCCAUGAAUUUCCUCUUAUAAAGCAGAUGAAUGGAUCAAGUAAUGACUAUUUCACUAACUCUAGGGAAUCAAUGAUGUGCUUUCCACAUCCCGAGAGCCCGCGUCUAUCUUCCUAUGCAAGUGACCAUUUACAGCUUUGUUCCGGGAAUGGCCAUUAUGAAAUAGCCAGCCACCAGGAGCGAACUACACCAGACGCUGGAGCUUGUCAUUGCUACGGAUGCUUCUCGGGAAAGCAUUGUGAACAUCUCAAUUCUGAUUGCGACCUCAACAUAUUCCAUGGCGACCCGACUCUGUUCGAGGAGUACUGGCUCACCCAACCUGACGCACCCACCAUCAUUCCAUCAUGGCAGGGCCUUAGCUACUUUGCCCACCGCCACAACUCCUACUUGUUCGUUGAUUCCUUCUUGGAACAAACAAUCCGACAGCUGCACGGCAUGAUUGGAAACGCAGUAACUGAAGGCCGCUUCCUCGUGCUCGGCGUUGGCUCCACGCAGCUCUACCAAGCAGCUCUGUACGCCUUAACAUCACCCGACUCCCCAACUCCCACCAGCGUCGUGUCUGCAAUCCCUCACUACUCGUCUUUUGAGGGAGUGACGAGGUUUCUAGACUCAAGAAGGUUCAAGUGGAUCGGAGACGCAGAGAAGUUCCGGGACAGUGGGACUUCAGAACCCUAUAUCGAGCUUGUAACGUCGCCCAACAAUCCUUGUGGAUCUAUGAACAAAGCAGUUGUAAAUGGCAAUGGAUCUGUGAUAAACGACCUUGCUUACUACUGGCCUCACUACACACCUAUCACGGCCCCAGCUGACUAUCCCAUCAUGCUUUGGACCUUGUCUAAAAUCACUGGCCACGCCGGCACUCGCCUUGGUUGGGCUAUUGUGGAGGAUGAGAAGAUAGCGACAAAGAUGGCUUUCUUCGUCCAGAUGAACACGCUGGGGGUGUCACAGGACGCACAGGCGCGAGGCGUCACUUUAUUAAGAUCAAUCACGUCUAGUUACAACACGCGGCCAGAGAGACAACCUUUCUUCCACCUUAGUCAGGCAGUACUGGAAGAUAGGUGGGCCAGGAUGAGCCAAGCGCUACAAAACAGUUCUCGUUUUGUUCUGCCAGAGUUCGAGCCUGCUUCCUGCUCAUUUUUCGGCCGAGCAUUCCAACCCAAUCCACCUUUCAUGUGGCUGAAGUGCAAAGUAGACGAGGACUGCGCCCAGCUGCUAAAGGACCACAAGAUCAUUUCACGCGGGGGCCGUGCCUUCGGCGUGUCCACGCAGUACGUGCGAGUAAGCAUGCUAGACAGGCGGCCCCUGUUCGAUCUGCUGCUCUCACGCCUCGCUGCCCUCCACUAGACUUGCAUCCAAUGUACACAGAUUUCAGUUCCCAUCUCAAGCUAGAGAUUAGGCCUUUCUGCACAGUUGUUGUUAUUAUAUUUUGUUUUAUUUUUGAUUUCCACCAUGCUUCCCCAGCAUGUAGCACUCCACCUCCCCCACCUGCUGUGUGUUUCUUCCUCCUCGGUGCCUGAAUCCACCAUUUGUGACACCAUAAACCGGAUCAAAUCCUCCAUAUUUCUAGCAUGUUCUUCCGUUUGUUGAAUCUCCAUCUCCACCCUCUCUCUCGUUCAUCUCCAUGAUCUGAUCAAAUUUGACUUUCUACACCAUUCCAUCAUUGAUUCGCUUAGCUACACCUGUAAACAGAAUAUAGUUGCCACGUCAGCAUCGAUGCAUACCAACACACUGUCCUCUAUUCUAAAUUUUACACGAUUCUCGCUC